GAAGACCGGCAAAGUGCAGCGGCUCUUCUCGCGUUGUUUCACCGAUAAAUCCAGCAAAGCCCCGGUAAAGGUCGGGUCCUGAAGGUGCGGAGAAGUCUCAGGUUUAAGAGCAGAUGGGUGGGAGCUGAGAUCACAGAAGGACAAAGCAACAUGGGUGACGCGUCAUAUUCCGGCCUGGAGAUGACGGCUGAGACGUGGGAGAACGGCAGCUUUGCGAGCCCCUCGCCGGGUCUCCCACUGUUUCCGCUCAUGUUCAAUGACAGCGAUCUGAACGACACGCUGUUUAACUCCACCAACUCCACCGCCCCUGAUGCCUUCUCGGGUCCCAGCGUGGCAGGGGUCCUCAUCCCACUCAUUUACAUAAUCGUUUGCAUCAUCGGCCUGGGCGGCAACACUUUAGUGAUUCACAUUGUUUUGCACUACUCAAAGAUAGAGUCCGUGACAAACAUCUAUAUUCUCAACCUGGCCAUCGCCGACGAACUCUUCAUGCUCGGCCUGCCUUUCCUGGCGGUGCAGAACACACUCCAGUCAUGGCCCUUCGGCUCCUUCAUGUGCCGACUGGUCAUGACUGUCGACUCCAUCAACCAGUUCACCAGCAUCUUCUGCCUGACCGUAAUGAGCAUCGAUCGCUACCUCGCCGUGGUCCACCCCAUUCGGUCUUCUAAGUGGCGACGCCCUCAGGUGGCCAAAGUGGUGAAUGGCACAGUGUGGGCACUGUCAUUCCUUGUUGUUCUGCCAGUGGUCAUCUUUGCUAACAUCCAGAAAGCAGGAGGCACCUGUAACAUCGCCUGGCCCCAGCCGGCUAACAUCUGGAGGGCUGCUUUCAUCAUUUACACCUCCACCGUUGGAUUCUUCUGCCCUCUUCUCAUCAUCUGCCUUUGCUACCUGCUCAUCGUCUUCAAGAUCCGCAGCUCGGGGAAGAAAGUCCACGCCACCUCAACCAAGCGGAGGAAGUCGGAGCGGAAAGUGACACGCAUGGUUGUGAUUGUUGUUGCUGUGUUUGUUUUCUGCUGGUUACCUUUCUAUGCCCUCAACAUCAUCAACUUGCUGGUGGCUCUGCCACCAGAGUACCAGGGCCUUUACUAUUUUGUCGUAGUGCUCGGUUAUGCUAACAGCUGCGCCAACCCUAUCGUCUACGGCUUCCUGUCAGACAACUUCAAGAGGGGUUUCCGGAAAGCCCUCUGCCGCUCCACAAGGAAGGUGGAGAACCACGAGCCCCUGGAGCACCAGCAGCAGGACGAGGGCAGGAGGGCGCUCAUGCCCAGAGAGAGCCUGAGACGAGCAAUCAGGGACGAAGAGGACGAUGAUGAAGAGGUGGUUUCAGAAAUGACUGAGAUAUACAGAAUCGCCCAGAAUGGAAACAGCAGCUACCAGCUGCAGAGCUCGCAGCCGUUAUUCUUAGAGAAAGGAGCGACGCCUGGAGUCACAGAGCUGGCGUCCCCAGAUAGGAGGGAUAACACGGGGGAUGCGAAAGGGAAAGAUGCCAAUGGGGCCACCCUCACUGUCCCACUGCUUCUCAACGGAACCAAGAGUGGGAGCACUAAAACGCUACCAGAGGAAAACUUGGAACCAAGUGCCUCAUUGGAGAUAAGUUACCUAUAGUGUAAAAUAUGAACUUUAAGUUUAUGGGACCGAUGUGGACUGAGUAUAAUACAGGGUGGCCUGCUUCUAAGCCAAAAAAAAAACAAAAACAUAACAACCCAUUAAUGAACACUUGGGUGGAUCUUAACAUUUUUUCAUCAGUGUGCACAUUAAAAAGCAUGUUUAUAAUGUAAAUUCUGUUUAUAUGCAUGCCUGUAUGUACAAAUAUGUGCCUUUAAUUGGUUUGAUCACCACUUUUUCUGCUCUUUUAAGCUGUUAUAUUCCAUAAUGUGAAAAUCAUUUGCUCAGGUUUGGCUGUAUUUAAGCUUCAGUCACCAUCUAGGUUGAUGACAUGGGUGUUGUUACUGUAACUAUUAUAAAACCAAAUGCCUGCAGCUCCAGCUCUUAGAAAUCCUAGUUUAGUCUGUUAGUUUCAUUUUGCUGCCGGGAUCAUGCUUUGUGUUUUCUAUAGAGAGUCAAACAGGUAAAGAGGUGGUCGGGGUGGAUGGUGGAUGAACAACAUGCAAAAAAAUAAUGUCUCUGAUUGGGUUGGGACAAAAGCACUCAUUUUCACACUCAGCGAAUCCAGAAAAAGUCAAUGUAUUACAUAUUCAUAUAUUUUUGAACAUAUUCAAAAAUAUAUGAAUAUACAUAUUCAUAUAUUUUUGAACAUAACCACCAGCUGCCAGCUCCUAAACAUACUCAGCGUCUCAUUAAUAGUGUCAUAUUUUAUCUUUAAAUACUUAUUUAACACCUUGGAUGCAUGGUGCACUGUUAAAAUAAUCCUUAUACAUUUUAUACUGGAACCUGUGCAAGGCAUAGUUAAGGUUAUGAGAACUGUGGAUCUAUGAUAUAAACUAUCUAUAUACUAUAUAAUUUGUGGAAAACUGUUUUCUCUUACUUACAUUAUUAGUAUGUUAUUAUUUUCAAAGCCUGCUGCACUUUUUCAAAUUCCAGGUACCCAUUAUGUUCAUUUCCUUGUCUCAUAUUUUCAUUCUUUGCCUCUACUAGAGUAACUUUACACAAUUAACAGUUCAGAUGAAUCCUUAUUUAGCUUCCACUGGGGCUUCGUACAGCCCCUCAGUUUAUCCUCCAUCUAAAACAAGUUUCUCUGUCUCUCUGUUCAAGACAACUUUUGAUUGGCUGGCCCGCACAUACAGAAAUGUUAAACUCAUGACCAAAUGUUUUGGCACUGGCACACAUUUUGUGUUUUGUACACUUUGUCACUUCAGUUUUUACUUGGAUUAUUUUCAGCAUAAGCAUUUCAUUAGUUUGCUUUUUUUUUUUUACUGGUGAAUAAAGCAGUUAUCAGUUCUGGCCCAAGUCCUGAUUGAUGGUAAUCCAUUUCUGUGCUAUCAGUGCUUCAAGUCGAUCACCCUUUGUGGGCUUCAGGUUAUCUGCUUGGUUUUUAAGGACUGAUCAUGCGAAAAACAUCCUCAAAGAUCAGCUUCUUCCAAUGGUCCAAGAGCAAUGGGGUGAUAAUCUGUGCAUUUUCCAGGAUGAUGGAGCACCACGUCAGAAAUCAAAGCGAUAACUAAGUAGCUCAAAGGUCAAAUCAGCAUUUUGAAUCAACGGCCAGGAAUCUCCUCAGAUCUAGAUCUUAAUCCCACCGAGAUUUAAUCUUAGAAAUGUGCGUGAACAAUCAGCAUUGCCAUCAUUCAGGAUUUGGCCCAGAGGCUGAUAUCCACCAUGCCACAAAUAACGUUUGUAUGAAACAAAAGAUUUGUGCCUUUGCCAAAACUUCUGACCUCACUGUAGAAGCUUUGGCCAUAGUAAAUAAUAAAUGCUUCUUAGAUAUAAAAGAUGAACAUAUCCACGCUCAUGCUGUAAAAUUGAAAUUUUCACGUAGAGCUUCCAGCCCUGCUUUUAGAAAUCAAACACUUUACCAGUUUUAGAUCCAGCAUAAUUACAAAAUCUUAUUAUCCAGCUGCCGCCAGUGUGUCAUCAGAGCAGCAGUUGUGCACGUAAAAUAAUUUGAAAAAGCCGCCUCAUAAAACCAAAGUGCUUUAUAAUAGCGGCUGGAUUGAUGUGACAGUCAAAGAGAUAUUAGAGAAUCCAUUAAUCUGUCAGUGCUGAACCGAUACCUGUGUGAAAGCCCUGAGGCUGCUGUCAGAAUGAGAGUGCUUCUAAUAACUGCUGGCAUAUAGAAGUUGCUGUUCUAAAACAUGGCAACAAAAAAGGAAAAGUUAAUAGGAAAA
Molecule: messenger RNA, 3779 nt
Organism: Oreochromis aureus
Lineage: Eukaryota; Metazoa; Chordata; Actinopteri; Cichliformes; Cichlidae
Gene: sstr3a
Product: somatostatin receptor 3
Exons: 2
Coding region: 151-1602 (483 amino acids)
Biological process (GO): neuropeptide signaling pathway
Cellular component (GO): neuron projection; membrane
Molecular function (GO): neuropeptide binding; somatostatin receptor activity
Source: RefSeq, a predicted model, not a curated record